Messenger RNA from Cutaneotrichosporon cavernicola, 267 nucleotides. RefSeq lists its product as uncharacterized. The coding region runs from base 1 to 267 and encodes 88 amino acids. Gene Ontology annotation, molecular function: 2 iron, 2 sulfur cluster binding. Gene Ontology annotation, biological process: intracellular iron ion homeostasis. The transcript has 4 exons. The record is from RefSeq and is a predicted model, not a curated record. Lineage: Eukaryota; Fungi; Basidiomycota; Tremellomycetes; Trichosporonales; Trichosporonaceae. Gene Ontology annotation, cellular component: cytosol; nucleus.
AUGGCUGAAACACAACCCAUCGACGCUCGGAUUGAGGCAAAGCUCCGCGCCAGCCUCAAGAUUGAGCACUUUGAAAUCGCCGACACGUCUGGCAACUGCGGCUCAUCUUUCGCCGUCGUCAUUGUCGCUCCCGACUUUGCACGCAAGAUGACGCUCGCACGACACAAGAUGGUCAACCAGAUUCUUGCAGACGAGAUCGCCCAACUUCACGCAUUCUCUCAGAAAACCUUUACGCCCGAGCAGUGGGUCAAGGAGCAGAGCAAGUAG